GUGGCGGAGGAGCUGGUCAGGAACUGGCCAGGAGCGGACGGCAGUGAAGGCAUCUCAAAACUUUUCCAACACACAGUUCCGUGGUCCGUUUACAUUUUCAAUUCGCCUUCAGUUUGUCCCUGACUAUGAAAACAACCGCUGUGCUGUCAUACUUAAUCUGUCGGCGAUGAAGUGGAUGCUGCUGGCCGCUUGGAAAAACGGAAACUUGCGCGAGGGAAAACUUCUGGGAUGAUGCCCGAGCGACUGCAUCCCUCCCUCCAAAGUUCAGCUAAGACUCUCUGGGGGGCAUUCAACAGUUUGAAGCCUUCCGGCAUUUUCAUCGCCAUUGUUCACCACCCAUAUCCAGAGGGUACGCAUCUUGGAUGAAGUGGAGAGUGCUAUCAUGAAGGUGACAGUGACGUUUGGACAGACUGGUGUGGUGGUGCCCUGCAAGGAGGGUUGGACCGUGAGGGACCUCAUACAGCAAGCCACGCAGAGAUACAGAAAACUCCUGGAACAGGAAGGAGAUUUCCUGGUUCGGACUCAUCAUGUUGAAUACUGUGAUGGGGGGAUUCUGGACCCUGAUGAUAUACUCAGCGAUCUAGUGGAAGACAGGGACAAGCUGAUGGCGGUGUAUGAGGAGCAGGAAGCCCAGCAGAGGGGUGUGGCUAACACAAGCCUAUCCCCCAGCCCUGACCUCUACCAAUCUGAGCUCUCUGUCUUCCAGCCAAUCACAGGAGGAGAGAUUGAAGUCAAUUCCUCAGCGCUCAAAUCCAACACCCCCCUGCUAGUGAGAAGUAGCAGCGACUCAGCCCUCAGCCCUCAGCUGACAGAGACUGAACCGUCCCUCAAUGAAGACACCAGCGAGAUGGCAGCCGGUCCCGCUGUGGAGAGGCCUGCAGGGGUGGACCUGGCCCAAGGCAAACACACCUUCAGUGGCGGUCUGACCAGAACAGUGGAGAUCCUGGGAGAGGACAGUCCCUUGGGAAUCCAUGUGGUUCCCUACUGCUCAUCACUGAGUGGACGGUCUCUCGGUCUGUUCAUUCGUGGAGUGGAAGAGGAGAGUCGCUCGAGAAGGGAGGGCUUGUUUCAAGAAGACGAGUGCAUUGUCAAGAUCAACAACACCGACCUCAUGGAUAAGACCUUUAGCCAAGCCCAGGAAGUCUUUCGCCAGGCAAUGCGUUCCCCAGUUGUACGACUGGAAGUAGUUCCCUCCUCGAACAGAGAACGCUACGAGAAGAGCCUGAUUGGUCAGCUGUUUGGCAACAGUGCUGGUCCUGACAACAGUCCCCGAAUCGCCAAGACCAAAGAGCCACCUCCGCCUGUCAAAGCCAAACCUGUGUUUAAGCCCUCUGAGAAUCCAACCACACGAUUGGCAGAGGACCCUGCCACUCUGGAAGCUCCUGUCAGUACCCCCAGGGUGAGGAGUGAGAGCCCCCUCCUUAAGAAAAGUCCCGCCCUCUCCAACUUGGUGGCCAAUAAAAAAGGAGGACGAAGACUGAGGAUUGACUUAAAGAAAGGCUCAGAAGGUCUUGGUUUUACUGUAGUAACCAGAGACUCUUCAGUCCAUGGUCCCGGUCCCAUUCUAGUUAAAAACAUUCUGCCUCGUGGAGCUGCUGUCAAAGAUGGACGCCUGCAGUCUGGAGACCGCAUCCUGGAGGUAAACGGAGUGGAUAUCACGGGUGUGGGCCAAGAGGAGUUGGUGUGCAUGCUACGCAGCACGCGGCAGGGAGAGAGUGUGUGCCUAGUGGUCCUACGGCAGGAAGACAUGUUUCUUCCCAGAGAGAUGAAGGAGGAGGUGUCCCGUGUGCCUGGCUUUGUUUCGGAGAGUGGGAAGGAGCAGCUCAUGUUUGAGGUACCUCUAAAUGACACUGGCUCAGCGGGGCUGGGCAUCAGCCUCAAAGGAAACAAGUCCAGAGAGACGGGAGAGGAUCUGGGAAUCUUCAUUAAAUCCAUUAUACAUGGAGGGGCUGCAUACAAGGAUGGGCGCCUGCGUAUCAAUGACCAGCUGGUAGCAGUAAAUGGAGAGUCGCUGCUAGGACGCUCCAAUCACGUGGCCAUGGAGACGCUCCGCCGCUCUAUGUCACAGGAGGGAAAUGUUCGAGGGACCAUCCAGCUGGUGGUGCUGAGGGCUUUAAAGGAUCAACACAGUGUGUCACCCAAUCGCUCAUUUGACGGCUCCUCUGGCCUGUCGGGACCGAUGAGCCCAGUGAACGGUCCGUCAGGAUUGGUCAGUCAGGCCAAUGGCCCCAUUCACCCUCCCAUGGUGAACAACUCUCUCUAUGCAUCUAAUGUGACCAAUGGGAGUUAUACUCACAUGGAUGAGGAAGAGGACGGGGAGCUGUAUGGACAUGAGGAGUUCAGCAGCUCUGCUCAGCACUCCUAUCUACAGGAAAGGGAGAACUCUCACAUCUCCAGCCCGGCUCAGCCCCAGUCUCCCACCCAGAACCAGAACCAGAACCAGAACCAGAGCCAGCGGCAGUUCCAGCACGUUAAAGCCUCCAAGAGCAUGGACCUGGGUACGACUCAGAACCAGCAGCACACUGUGGCAGAUGAGAGCAACGUAGGAUCCCUGGUUGGAAACACUGCAGCUCCUUCAAGUCCCAUAGAGCUCGGCCCUACCCUUGGCUUGAAGAAGUCCAGUUCGCUGGAGAGUCUCCAGACAGCCAUGUCAGAGGUCAACAGGAAAAACGAACUCCUCCCAUUCCACCGUCCUCGCCCAAAUAUGGUCAGGGGAAGAGGCUGCAACGAGAGCUUCAGAGCAGCUAUUGAUAAAUCCUAUGAUGGGCCACCUGAGGAUGAUGAUGAUGACGGUUCGGAGCCGAGUUCAGGCCGUGACACUCCUGCAAGUAGUUCGUCCCGCCAGGGAGUCGGGGAUCAGAUAGAGGAGAAAGGCAAAAAAGACAAGAAAAAGAAAGCAAAAACAAAGAAGAAAGAAAAGAACAAGGGGAAGGGAAAAGAGAAAGAGAAAAAGAAAGCAGAGGAGCCUGAAGAGACAGAGAAGAAGAGCAAGAAAAUAGGAUUUGGCCUUCUGAGAUUUGGGAAGAAAAAAGAGGAGAAGAAGGAGGCAAAAGCAGCUCUGCAGCGACAGAAGUCAGACAUUCUGAGCGACCAUGAGCUGGAGAGGAUGAAAGAGGAGAGGCAAAGAAUCGAGGCAGGGCAUCCUGAGCUACGAGAGCACCGGUCUAAAGACCAGCAAGGUGGCGGUGGCAGGUCCGCAUAUCCAGAUGUUGAGGAUGAUGACACAGACCCCAACUAUGCCCGAAUACAAUCCUUCAGGGACAGAGAUAUGGGCUCAGUGCCGCAGCCACUGUCUCAGUCACCUCCCUACAGUACGAUUCAGCACACCCACGCCCCCUCUCCCCAAACACCGUCUGGCUUUCCAGGGCAUGGAAAUCAUGCUAAUGACCCUGGAGCCACUCCUGAUGAUGACCACAUUGAUAGGCUUUAUGCCAAGGUCAAUAAACCAAGGGCAGCUGCAUCUACAUCUCCUCCAGCUCCUUCACCCGCCAAUGACAGCAGUGUGGACAGGAUCCAGCAGCUAAGAAGAGAGUACCAGCAGGCCAGGAGAGAAGGAAUGGUGCCACCCUAUGAAGAGCUGGACCCACGACGCAGAGGGCACGAAAACGACGCACACAGGAUGCCGGGCAGAGGGACAGAUCCUCGGUUGGCACCACGUUAUGAAGAGGUGGAACGUCAGUAUGCGUCCUUACCGAGGAGAGGUCCGUUGGAUCCAGCUGAGUACCCCAUGCAGCCCUGGUCUGGUCAUUACCCCGGACCUCCUCAGGCCCCACAGGGAUACCCUCAGUCCCUGUCCUACCCUAACCCCAACUCCCAGUCUGGUCCGUCUUACUCUGGCUACCCACCUGGCCAGCAAUACCCACGGUCAGGUGACCCACGGGGCGUUGACCCUGGCUACUACCCCCACCCAAGCUCCCAGCAGAGAGGGCCCUUGCGGCAGGAUGUGCCCCCGUCUCCUACACCUCCACUUCGCGGACUACGGUACGACACUAUGAUGCGUGGAACUGGGGGUGGAGGCUACAGGCACCCGAUGGAUCCCAGUCCAGACCAAUACGGCUAUUCUGGGGAGGGAGGAAGACAGCAACAGCAACACCAAACCAACCCAAGACAGAAGAACGCCAUGACUGCAGCUGUGUAGACGAAUCAGGUCCAGAGAUGCUGAUUGCUUUGUACUGAGCAGCUCCUCUGCUUCUGCUACUCCAGUGAAAUAGAGUUGAAACCUCUUAAUGGUGUGAUUCCAACCACCAUCAUUAUCAAACAUUUUCAACGCUGUUGAAAGGUAUAUGGUAAUACACAGACAAGCAAGGUAGAGGAGGUUAAUUAUAGAGGGGCUGGCGUAAUGCAUAAUGUCUCGUUGUUUGAAGUCAUUUAAAUUGCUCAGAGUCUUCCCGGGGUAUAAAAUUAGCACGGUUUUCACUUUUCACUAUACUCUGAUUAAGUCGUCUCUUUCAAGAAACCGUCAGCGGUGCAGGUAAUUGGAUCCAUUUAAAUUAAACCGCUAAAGGAAUAAAUACAGUUUUACACACCCUCAUAUUGUACCUGCUAGUUUCACUACUGCUGCUCCACCAACAAGACAAAAAAAUAAAAUCUCCUGAAAACUAAACCUUAGUUAUGUGGCCAUUCACACAGAUAAGUAACACCUUUCAGUGCCUGUGUGUGAUAAAGCCAGAUUUAUUAUCAAGACUGAAGCGGUUCACGUUGACAAAAACAUGAUUGUGGGGCUUUGAGUUCCCAAACUGUGUGCACAGCAGUGACUUAGUCUGAAGAUAUCAUUCUUUGCUACAUUAGUAACAGCUGCUGAAACAGAAAAAUCAUUAUAACUCUAAACGUAGCAUUAUGCAAUAAGACGGUAUAUCCAUCCAUGGCAGAUUAAUAAUACAAACUCUACACUGCAUUAAGAGUUUGGGUAAUAGUUACAGUCUGUUAAAUGAAGUGCUCUUUCUGAGGCCUUAUAGUCUCAAUUUGCCAAACAGGGAGAACUCCACUAUACCAAUCUUUAUGAAAAUACAAAUUUUGUCUUAUGAUCAAGUUUUUGUUUUGUUGUUGAAUUAUGGAAACAGUUUAAUAAUUGAACUAUAGCACAGUAGAGCACAGUAUGAAUGAUCUUUCUGUGUAAUAUGCUUUUAAUAUUCUAAUGUGCUAUGAUCACCUUUCGUUUUUAUCCAAAAUUUCUCUGGGUAGAGAUCAGCCGAAAUAUAAUUUCAGUACAGGACUGCGUACAGUCUGUUGGUUUGCAGCAGUUACUAAUGAUGCUGUUCCUGCAUUAAAUCGAUCCCUGAAUAACAGCAUUUCAAACCUAAAUCUCAAAUAUAUGUUUUCAUUUCAGGACGUAUUAGCGUUACUUGACUGAAGUUUUUCUCGUUAACUUUAUUUAAAACGAGCCCUACUUGAAUGUAUGAUAAACUUGCUUGGAUUACAUUGUCACAGGUCAUCUCUACUUAAUCCAUGGAUUCAAUCUGUGUGUUAUUGAAUCGUUCCAGCGUGAUUGGAGUCUUGUCUCAAUUUUUGGUUUUCUAUCAGACUUCCAAUUCAGAAAUAAUUGCCUUAAACAAAAAGCUGACAACACCACUUUGCAAAGUUUCAUCAGGAUGCUAAUAUCAGCUGAUCAACUCUGAUAUUCUGGAGGAAGCUUUGUUAAGAACAUUCAUUUUGUAAUAGGCAAUAUACAAACCAAAGCUUCUUAAUGCUGCCUCCUCCUCUGCUGGGAGUUACUCCUACGAUUUAGACAGUAUUUGUUUCAAAGCAUCUUCUCUUUAAACCAACUAAAUUAUUUGGGAUGAGCACAUAUGUGAUAAUGGUGCUUGUACUUAAUAGACAGCCAUGUAGAAAUAGGCAGAGGAAUGCAGGAAAGGAGCAAAACUUCAAUAACUGUCGAACACUUUAUUUCAUAUAAUAUAUCAUACCACAACAAUGUGCUGUCUUGUACUAGUGUUUGUACUAAUCUUGUUUUAUUUUCGAGCUGAAUGUGGAGCUGAGUUGUUAAAGCCGUGCAGAUGUCAGGACUGUGCAGUAAACCAGGUAGAAAAGGCUUUUCUUUUUUGGGCAGGUGUUUAACUGACUGUGUUGUAGAGCUUGUUUUCACUCUGUGAUACUCAACAGCCUCUUUCCCUCUCUCUGUGUGUGUUUUCUGCAUAUGACAUGUACUGUGGUUAGGGUGUGAAGGAUGUUCAUUGCACAUCUCUGUGACCUGGUGGCGUAGGCGUUGCUGCGUGUUCAAGUGCACACAAGUCCUGUUGAAACAUGAAUUAGGCAUCAGAGUGCUCUUGUCCCUGCUGCACCUCAGCUUGUAUCCAUUUAGCCACUUAUUAUACCAUCAAUUAAGUGUAACUCAGAGUUGGAGUCUAGCUUAACAGUUCUGUGUUUGAUUCUACAAAGCUCAGCAGUAUUAAUUUCAAUGGAGAUUAAAUGUUUGAAAUGAGAUUUCAGGAUUUGGUUUGCAUUUAUGUUACUAAGACUGAGGAUGAAAUACCACUAAAGGAUGAAUGUUAAAAGCAAUUUGACUGAAACACAUGCAAAUGAAUGUGAAGUAGAUGUUGUCCCAAAACCAUGUCAUUUGUUUGACUGACAGAGAAAUCUGCAUCUUGAUUAGACAGAGGAAUGUAGGUCUGCAGUUUGAAUGAAAGGAUCGAGUUAAAAGAAGGAAAGUAGGGAAAGGAGGAAAGAAAGGAAUAGAAGUGAAGGAUAGGUGGAGAAGCAAGGAUGGUUAAAUGAAAUGAAAUACUGUGGCAAAGGAAAGAGGGGUGCUGAUGAAGAGGAAUUAAGGAAAUGAGUAGCAGAUCGAAGGUGCAAAUGGAGGGAGGUGGAAGAAAAACAGAUGCAGUGCAAGAACCCCAGUGCCUUUGAUUCACACUGGUUUGAUAUGAGAAGAAAAGAGCAGAGGAGAGAAUGAAAGUUCAUCAACAUUUGGCGGCAGUUGUUCUGCUGUAGGAGGAGGGUUACAGCAGUGGGCUUGUAUUGACUGAGUGUAGUGACUUUGGGAAUUACUUAGAAAUAUUUAUCUUGUUCAUGCUGUUAUCACUUUGCUUCACCAGUCUGAAGUCAAACUUCAAAAUAUUAAUUGUCAAGAAAACACUCAUCAAUACCAAAAUAAUUCACAUACCCAGGUCAGUGACUCACUGCUGAGUUAAAAUGUGCAACUUUGUAGCCAUAAUACCAAAACCAAGAAUAGAGUUCUGUUCAUUUCCAAGAUGUCAGUUUUAUCGUGUACUUAGAUAAUAAUAGUUUCCUAUAUGUUACAGUGUAACACAGAGCACCAGAGAAAAUGAUCUGUCGGGUCACAUGAAUGAUUCCAAACAUGUACUGCACUCCUUUAAGACAGAAAGAAAAGAUGGACGUCUUCUUAACUGUAUCUAAAUGCUGGGUCGGUGCCUGGUGAAGCUUUUUUGAGCUACAGUAUACAGAGAUGUGAACAUUACAUGAAGGUGUAUUACUGUUAUUCCUCUGAUAUUAGUACACAAUUCACAUGCAUAUAACUCUUCACAAGCAUUUAUUUUCUACGUAUUUCUUUUUAAUGAUAGUUGGUGUUGUUGGUUGGUUAUACCAGAGCCACAGAGUGUUUGGCUUCUGUUACCAUGCUACUGUAAGAGAGAGGUACUUUUUUAUGUUUUUUCUCAGUUUUAUAUUUUGACUAUUUUAUCUGGAAAUUACCAGAAAAAGGUUAAUUCUGCAAGUAAUUUGAAAUUUGCUGAAACUGGGUAAAACAAACAAGAAAUUGUGAUGUGGCAUGGUUAAAGAUUAACCAUCCUGUAUGUAUCACUCUUUGGCUUUUGGCAGUACAGAAUGAGUUGCACAAGAUGAAGGUACUAACCAGAACCCUCUUUUGGAAGAGUUCUGGUACUCCUGGUUCUCCUUUUACAGAGACCAGUGAAUGAAGGAACCAACUAAAUAACCUCUCUGUCAUAGAAUUAUAACAUUUUCACUACACUGCUUGUAUCCAAAAAAAAAAAAAAAAAAAAAAUCUCAUUUUAUACCAUUGUAACAAUAAUAAUGCUUUCUAUUACUGUUUUCCUACAUUUUAUAUAUAUGUAUAUAACAUCUUUUUUGCAUUAAAAUCCUCAUUUUAAAACA
Molecule: messenger RNA, 8067 nt
Organism: Lates calcarifer (barramundi perch)
Lineage: Eukaryota; Metazoa; Chordata; Actinopteri; Centropomidae
Product: partitioning defective 3 homolog B-like
Biological process (GO): establishment of cell polarity; microtubule cytoskeleton organization; intracellular protein localization
Cellular component (GO): cell cortex; apical plasma membrane; apical junction complex
Molecular function (GO): protein binding; phosphatidylinositol binding
Source: RefSeq, a predicted model, not a curated record